Molecule: messenger RNA, 1988 nt
Organism: Phlebotomus argentipes
Lineage: Eukaryota; Metazoa; Arthropoda; Insecta; Diptera; Psychodidae
Gene: DNApol-alpha73
Product: DNA polymerase alpha subunit B
Exons: 5
Coding region: 126-1958 (610 amino acids)
Biological process (GO): DNA replication; DNA replication initiation
Cellular component (GO): alpha DNA polymerase:primase complex
Molecular function (GO): DNA binding
Source: RefSeq, a predicted model, not a curated record
GCGAGACGUCAAUCUUCAUGGUGAUUCCCGCGCGGCUGUGUGCUCUCGUCCUUUUCCGUGCUUUUCCCAGUGAAAAUCCCACAGUUUCAGCAUGAUUUCUGUGGAGGACCUCUCCCGGGAGUUCGAUGAGUUGGGAAUUGAGCCGAACACAGAAGUUCUGUCCAAGUGUAAGUAGAUACAGAAGUGCUGUGCCGAAAGAGAGGUUAUGUUCACUGAGAAUCCUAUUCUCAGGCAUAGAAAUCGCCGGGGAACAUAAUCUUCAGGAUGCGGUGGAAUUUGUGGAGAUGUGGAUGGCCUUCAGUAUCUCGUGCCUUGGCGGCGCGGAGCCCACAGUGGCCACAUUGAUGGAAUUCGAGCGGAAGGAAAUAGUGAGCAAGAAAGUACUUCAAAAAGGAUCUUCCCGGAAUCAGAGCGACUCCACGACGCGUCCGGGUGGUGAUUUGUUGAAGAUCUACAGUGGUUCGACAGAGAAGCCCACAGAGAAGAUUCUGGACGCGUACUCAUGCUACAGUCCUCAGGUGGAGGCAAAAACACGCCCUGGAGGAGUUGAGGUCAACUUCAGUCCGGCCAGUUACUCACCUCUCACCUCGUCUAAGGAAAAAAGCAGCGAUGAGAAGUCAGGGAAGAUUGUAUACACUUUCGGAUCGGCUCAGCUCCUUCAGUCGCUUGUGUGGGAAUCCCAAGCGACUGGUGAAAAGAUCCUCGUCCAGCAGAUUCCGUUGAACAUUCAGGACCAGCUGCUAGAGCCUACAGAGCGAUACAUGUACGAUGGCAUAACGGAGAAGAGCUUAAUUGCAGGAGAGCGACUUGACGACAUCGCUUCUGGGAUCUGCAAUCGCGCUUUCACGGAGGACGCGGAAGAACCGGUGGCAACAGGGGACACUCCGUAUGAGGGCGAGGAGUAUGAGAAACUCUCUCAAGUGAAUUAUCACAGUCAGGCUGUUGUGCGAUGUGUUGGAAGAGUGUCUCACGACAACACUGCCAGUCGCUUGUCUGCCACAUCCAGCAUCCUCAUCGGCAACGCCAAGGACAAGAUGAGCUCUGUGACCCUCAAUUUCAAUCGCAUUCCCUCAGUGUCACUCUUCCCCGGUCAAAUAGUCCUGGCCAAAGGGAUGAAUCCCACGGGAAAGACACUUUUCCUGCAGCAGUUGUUCUCAGAGCGCUAUUGGGAUCCACCGCGCGCGCCCAGUCACCUCAAGACACCCCUGAAACUCCUCAUAGCUGCUGGACCGUUUGCGGAGAACAACGAUCUUGUGUGUGAGCCUCUUCAGGACCUCAUGACGCAGUGCAAGCAGCUGAAGCCCGACAUCUUAAUCCUCAUUGGGCCGUUUGUCGAUGUGAAGAAUUCCUGCAUUGCUGAUGGACUUCUGGCGGAGUCUUUUGACUCCUUCUUCCAGAAACUGAUCAACGGCGUGGUUUCUUCAAUUGGAGAUCACGUGGAAAUCUUAGUUGUGGCGUCUCAAAGAGACGCGCACAGUUCAAUGGUUUAUCCAACGCAUCCGUACAGCAUUCCCGGAAAACCAAAGAAUGUAACCUUCCUGCCUGAUCCCUGUUUCGUGGAGAUUUCCGGGGUGAAGUUCGGCAUCACAGCGACGGAUAUUGUCAAUCAUAUUGCAGAGGAAGAGUUCACUAAGAACGCUGCUAUGGAUAAAGUGAAGAGAAUUGUCGGGUAUUUGAUUAACCAGAAGUCCUUCUAUCCGCUCGAUCCGCCUGCUCAUGGAGUGAAUAUGGACUCCAGGCUCGCCCACAGAUUCGCCAGGAUCCGGAGUGUGCCCCACGUCUUCAUUCUGCCCAGCGAGAUGAAGUGCUUCGUGCGAGACGUCGGCGGAUGCCUGGCAAUCAACCCUGGCCGAGUCGUCGAGACCACGAGAGGAACCUUCGCUCGCCUGGUUGUGAGUCCGCCAUCGGACGGAGCGACUCCCAAGGAUUUCAUGGCAUGUCGCAUCAUGAGAGUUUAGCCAAAGUGUUCACUUUAUUCACGAGAAAUA